Linum trigynum is the source of this 2819-nucleotide messenger RNA. The record is from the annotation of a GenBank genome assembly. Lineage: Eukaryota; Viridiplantae; Streptophyta; Magnoliopsida; Malpighiales; Linaceae.
UAUGAAACACAAAGUAGCCACUGGAGUUAGAGGAUUCUGUUUCGAAUUUUUCGAGGAAGUCUGCGAUGGAGAUAGCGGGGAUUAGGUUUUUCGUUUCUCGAUCUGGGUUUUCAGCUUCUUACUUCUCUGUCGCUUCGCCUCCCUCCCUUCCCCACCAUGUACAGAGAUAGCACAACGUAUCCUUCGAAGCUUUUCUACAGUUGAGAAUCCAGAUGCAACACCACCAGCAAAAACCCACCUCGGUCGUCACCUUCUCCCCGAUCUCACCUAGCUUCAAUUUGUACUCUAACUCCGACGACGAAACCCUUGUCGAGCUACAGUAGUGCGAUUCUCCAGCUACGACGACAGGGCAUCUUCUACAGUCGUCCACAGUGCUUCAAUUACGGCAACGAUUGGGAUUCUCAAGUCUCAAGAUCUGGAUUUUUGAAGGAGUAAGUCCGCUGGAGAUAGUGCGGCUUGGAUUUCGUUUUCGCGAAGAUAGCUUGCUUAGAAAUCGAACUGAGCUUCUAGAUCUGCUCUCAAGGAAAAGAAAGGCGGAGCCGAGUCGACAACCACCGCCGCCGACCAACUUUCCUAGCGCGAGCUUCCUUCUCCUCUCUGGCUUUCGCCUUUUCUCCCACCAGUUUUCUCCUUACCUCACACACAAAUACCUUUAUUUGGUUUAAUGGCAGAUCGAUGCCGAGAGAAACGGGAAUGCGAUUGGUGUUCUUUUUUUUGUUGGUAGGAAUCGAUUUGGCAUUCUUUACUUGUCUGGGUAAGGGGAAGUGGGGAAUUGGGUUGAACUUCAACAUCGAAGAAAGAGGAAGAGGAAGACGGAGAAGGGUAAAAAGGUUUUAGCAAUUUUCUAUCAAUUAAAAAAAUGAUAAUUUCAAUCUGACAUAUCUUUUCAUGAAAAAUUGCCACGUCAGUAAAAAUCGUUAGUCCAGUCAGCAUUAAUUACUGUUCCGUUAAAGUUAUUGACGAAAUGGCUAUAUCUGUGUAUUUUUCAAAAUCUGGCUAUUAUUGUCACAAAGUGCAAAUUUAUGGCUAUCCAGGUGUAUUUUGCCAUUACUAUUAAAUAACAUGAUAUGACCAAUUGAAAUGUAUGAACUAAAUAAUAUGAUACCCGAACUAGAACCAAACUUACGAGCUUAUUGAUGACUCGAACUCAAUUAGAACUCGCGAACUCGUUAAUGCGUCAACUCGAAGUGAGCUCAAGUCAAAUACGAGCCAAUAUUUUAAAUAAACAAAUCGAAUAACUCGACUAGUUUAUUAACAAGUUAAUCUCAAAAUAACCCAAAUUCAACUUGACUCAUUGAGCUGGUGGAAUUGAAAAGGAACAAAAUGUUCCACUUCUCCCCAUCCAUCGCUAACCACAAAACCGAUUCAUCCAUUAUUGUCCAUACUUGCUUGUUCAACUCAGUUUUGAGAAAAAGUUAAUUAGUAUGUGUUACUCCAAAUAAGAUUUUAUAUCACUAACGAAUGUGAGCAAGAGGCCGAUUGUUGUUUGUAGCUACUUGCAGAGUAGCAUCCAAGGCCGAUCAAUCUGCUACAAUAAUCCACCUCCUAAUUAACACGCCACCGUCUGCCGGUCGGCAAUGGAUCCACUGGCCACUAUAAAUUCCAAGCUCCAUUUCCCCCCCAAAAUCCCAACUCACCCUCCGCCAUUAUUUCCCAACAAAGAACCCAAACAAAAAAAAUUCGAUACGAUGAAUCCCGCCGCCUUCCUAACCUUCCUCCUCAUGAUCACACUCAGCCCCGUCCUCACCGCCGCUGGGCGCCCGCCGCUCCGCGAUACCCACGGCAACCUCGUCGAGUCCGGAAGACAAUACCUCAUCGUCCCGGCGACCUACUACGGCGGCGGCGGCGGGGGGCUGACCUUAGCCGCCGGCGCCCCCACCAACAACAACCACACCCAUGCCUCCUGCCACGUCAGCAUAAUCCAAGCCAACAACCCGACUUCCCACGGCCUCCCCGUCACAUUCACCCCCCGCGACAACAAGCAGUACCGCCCCGUGACCAUCUUCGGCGCCAUGGAUCUGAACAUCCAGUUCGCGGCUUCCUCGGCCUGCGCGAGAUCCACGGUGUGGAAGGUGAGCGGGUCCCAUCAACGGUUUGUGUCGGUCGGCGGCGAGAAGGAGAUUGACCAUCACCGAUCCUCGGCGUCGAAUUGGUUCAAGAUCUUUAGGGUGAAGCAGCAGCACAACAAUCAUGGUGGAAAGGCCCCGCCGGUUUUGUUCAAGAUCGUCGCCUGCUCGUCGGCAUGCAAGGACUGCCACGUGUCGUGCAAGGACGUCGGGGUCGUUGUCGACGCGAAGACUGGGGCCCGCAGGCUUGCUCUUGCUAAUCAUGGGCCUCUGCUGGUCCAGUUCAAGAAGGUCUGAGGGGCAGCGCUACUGUUGUUUGUUUCUUUAUUUGUGGCAUUAGCGUUUGGGGGAUAAGAGAUAUCAGGCGGCUAUGUGCUUUUUUCAUUUGUGUUUGUUUUCCUUUUGGGCGGGUGCCGGCCGGGUGGUGUAACAAAUCUGUUUUCUAGCGCGAGCAUUCCAGCUCUACGUGUUAUUAUUAUCUGAUAGUAUUUUCGACUUCUUUCUAGCGUGCGCAUUCCAGUUCUAGUGGUGUUGAUCAUAUGAAGAUCUAAUCACGUCAAAGCCCGGAGAGAAGGCUUGUCACGGCAACAUAGUACGAAUUUCAAAUCAUAAAACAUAUUACAUGAUAGUACUCUCGGCAAUUUUUCUAGCAUUGAGCUUUGUUCGAGCUCUAGUAGUACUUACUGCCAAACACAUGAAGAUCUAUUACCUACACAGUACUCAUGAGUGACACAAUCAAAGAUUAAGCCUAGA